AUGCAGACAAUAACACAGCGUCAUCACUGUCGCUCUGCAUUCUCCCUUGGCUCGGUACUUAAGUUGAAACUUGUAUAUCUCCCAGCAAUUACAUCAAUAGAAAAGCCACCACGCAAAUGGCUAUGGGAAAAUGGCAUUUGAUAAGCAAAUAGAAAUAAAUGGAAACCCCUUCGCUGUGCUGUUCUAAAUUGAAACAGAAAGUGAAAUCUAGCCUCACAACGUGACUACGCAGUUUGGCUGAAGGGAAUUUGUGCUGCAAUGUUUUUCUCAACCAACCAACAUCAAUUACUAAGAAAAUGAAGCUUCAUGACGGAAGAGUCGAAAAUAUGCAAUUUUCAAUGACAAGCGGCUAACCAACUGGUAGGAUGCAGUCGAAACAAAAAUAUUCCACAUUCCGUCGCCAUGUUCGAUGUCCAUUCUCCACCCGAAGAGGGAAAAAGAAAAGAAAAAAGAAGGUAAUCUAAACAUUCAAGACUCUUCGAUGACCUUCACAUCGCAUUAACGUUCUCAGCAUCAAAAAAGAAAUAUUGGAUUUAAUAAGCUGCCGCGAAAAGUAAAACUACUACCUUAUUCCAUUGAUGAAGGUUGUUUCUAUCACGCACGUGGACUCGAUACGCCCACCAUGGCCAAUAGGGCUAUGAAUAAAAAUAAUUUCAAACCGAAUAUUUAAACCGUGAAGUGGAUGACUGGAACCCGAGGCUCUUUUUUUCGAUUACAAAAAAACCGGAUUCUCUUCCUAAGGUCAGCAAUGAAGCAAGAUACUCGUUAUAAUGCGAUUCUUAGCGUUUUUAGGGGCUUCUUCGUGAAAACCGGACUGUUGAAGGUUGGGUGUGCCCGAAUGACUCUCCUCUUUUGUCCAUGAGAUGAUAUCCCUGAUGCAAAAAAAAAAACUCGGAUUGAAGAUUAAUCGCAGCAGUCCUUUAAGCAAAAAAGGGGGAAAAGAAUCGCUUGAGUUUUCCUCUUCAGACAACGUGCCUGCUAGUAUGAACUUGACGCCGUACAAGUUGGUUGUGUAACGUUCAUCGGCUGUUUUGUUGGGCGCCUUUGACAUUUAUUUUUGCACAUUUCUCUAAGGAUUUUUGUGACUUUCUGAGAAGAACAGCACACCAACUAAGGAUUAAAUUAGAGAGUUCUCUGUCUUAGUGCGUUGACGGGAAAGUGAAGAUGACUGAAACGGAUUACAAUGACCUACUGGUGAUGUCGGAUCAUCCUAAUCCAAAGCAACAAAAGAUAAUUAAACAAGUAAUCGACUGGUUUUACGGUCAUGAUGCACAGGGAAAACCCAAUAGGGAUUGGAGUAAACGUCUCGUACGACCAAGAGCACGGCUGGAGCCUUUAGCAACCACAACAGAAUAUGCCACGCAGUACGAUACAAGCAUUCCGUUAUUACCAUCAUCCGCCAGGAUUCCCUACCCUUUCAUAAUACUGGGGGGCGUUCUAAUCCUCGGCGUAUUAUACCUUCUACUUUUUCUCAUCAUUGAUCGUUUACGGUGUUGCCGCAAGGAGGCAGCUGGCCGGAAGAAUACAACUACAGAGCGACUGGCAAGGAGGCAAACUCAGGAUGGGUUGUAUUCCGUCGAAGAUGACUCACUGGGUUCCGGUAACGUCCGUCCUUCUUCCAAGGUUUCCGAGUUGCAUGAUGCACCACCUCCGUCGUACGAAGAUGCCAUUCUUGCGAGCCAACAACAAACAACCCCAGCCAAAUGAACUAACCAUCGUGCAUAGAGACCAAUAGUGGAAUGUUGAAUAUACCUAUUUCUUAAAAUUGAAA
Molecule: messenger RNA, 1771 nt
Organism: Daphnia magna
Lineage: Eukaryota; Metazoa; Arthropoda; Branchiopoda; Diplostraca; Daphniidae
Exons: 3
Coding region: 1165-1707 (180 amino acids)
Source: RefSeq, a predicted model, not a curated record